AUGGGCCUGACGCCAGGCUGCUGGGUGUCAGGGCACCCGAGGGAGCCGGAGGUGGGGCGAGGCGUGGCAGCCCGCAUGCUCACCUGGCCCUGCAUGGCAACAGGCAAUGGAGCUCUAGGUGCCUUGGGCUGCGGACCCACGGCCGCUUCCAGAGGCAGCGGGUGGCAGAGGAGGGAGGGCAAACUGGCAGCCCCUGGCAACCUGGGGCUGACGGCAGGAGGCUGGGCACACCGCGGAUUUCCCCCCGCCGGCAGGAUGGUGAACCUGGAGUCCGUGCACGCAGCUGUCCCCGAAGGAGAAAGUGGCCCCGGGUGUGGUGGCAGUCAUCACUUCAAGGAGAUCAAGAUGAGCGGGGAUGCUGCAGAUUCCACAGACACCCGGCACGAGCCUGACCAGGUGGAGCCAGGGAAUGAACAGAAUGGGCUGGACUUUAACAGGCAGAUUAAAACCGAGGACCUCAGCGACUCCUUGCAGUCUGCCAUCCCCCCUCGGUCGGGGCACCUCGUGCAGGGAUCAUCCAUGAUGCCAGGGAGCCAAAUUGCAGGGGACAUGAGCUCUCUCCACACCCUGCAGCAGCUGGUGUUGCUUCCUGGGCACAUGCAGUCAGUCCCCCAGUUCCUCCUGUCCCAGUCUCAGGCAGGACAACAAGCUUUGCAGCCAAACCUCCUCUCCUUCCCUCAGCAGCAGGGCAGCCUCCUCCUCUCCCAGCCCGGACCCAGCCUGGCCUCGCAGGCUGUGGGUCGCUCUGGCCUGCCUGGCUCCUCGGUUGAGCCCCACCUGGACGUCCCCCAGCACCUGCAAGUGGCGAAGCACCUGACCCCAGCUGGGGCUUCCGAGGAGCCCAGCGACCUGGAGGAGCUGGAAAAGUUUGCAAAGACUUUCAAACAAAGGAGGAUCAAGCUGGGGUUCACACAGGGGGACGUUGGCCUGGCCAUGGGGAAGCUCUACGGGAAUGACUUCAGCCAGACCACGAUCUCCCGCUUCGAGGCUCUCAACCUGAGCUUCAAGAACAUGUGCAAGCUCAAACCUCUGCUGGAGAAGUGGCUCAGUGAUGCAGAAUCUGCUCCUUUGGAUUCCUCCAUGAGCACCCCCAAUUCCUACCCCUCAGUGAAUGAGAUGUUUGGACGGAAAAGGAAGAAGAGGACCAGCAUUGAGACCAACAUCCGCUCCACGCUGGAGAAGAGAUUCCAAGAUAACCCCAAGCCCAGCUCAGAGGAGAUCUCCUUGAUAGCAGAGCAGCUCUCCAUGGAGAAGGAAGUGGUUCGGGUCUGGUUCUGCAACCGGCGCCAGAAGGAGAAGCGGAUCAGCUGCCCCAUGCCAUCCCCCAUCAAAUCACCCAUCUACAACUCCAGACUGGUCUCUACCUCAGGCUCCUUGGGGCCCCUCUCCGUCAAUCCAGUGCACAGCACCAUGCCUGGGACUGUGACAUCCUCGUGCUCCCCAGGGAACUCCAGCAGGCCCUCGUCCCCUGGCAGUGCCCUCCAUGCCAGCAGCCCCGGCACAGCCCAGAGCAACUCCAAAGCUGCCAUGAACUCCUCUGGCUUCAACUCUUCAGGCUCCUGGUACCGAUGGAACCAGCCCACCUACCUCCACUGA
Agelaius phoeniceus (red-winged blackbird) is the source of this 1596-nucleotide messenger RNA. It is a transcript of the gene POU2F3, whose product is annotated as POU class 2 homeobox 3. Gene Ontology annotation, biological process: regulation of transcription by RNA polymerase II. Gene Ontology annotation, molecular function: DNA-binding transcription factor activity, RNA polymerase II-specific; RNA polymerase II cis-regulatory region sequence-specific DNA binding. NCBI's taxonomy places the organism in Eukaryota, Metazoa, Chordata, Aves, Passeriformes, Icteridae. Gene Ontology annotation, cellular component: nucleus. The record is from RefSeq and is a predicted model, not a curated record.